This is a messenger RNA of Poeciliopsis prolifica (blackstripe livebearer), 1667 nucleotides long. Its product is annotated as stonustoxin subunit beta-like. The transcript has 5 exons. The record is from RefSeq and is a predicted model, not a curated record. Bases 427 to 1050 code for a protein of 207 amino acids. Gene Ontology annotation, molecular function: protein binding. NCBI's taxonomy places the organism in Eukaryota, Metazoa, Chordata, Actinopteri, Cyprinodontiformes, Poeciliidae.
UCAGCUCUGGGGUUCAUCUUGGUGUCAUCAGGAGAAGAUCUGGAUGAGUUUGAUCUGAAGAAAUACUCAGCUUCAGAGGAUGUUCUUCUGAAGCUGCUGCCAGUGGUUAAAGUCUCCAACAAAGCUCUACUGAGUAACUGCAACCUUUCAGAGAGAAGCUUUGAAGCUCUGUCCUCAGUUCUCAGGUCCCAGUCUUCACGUCUCAAAGAACUGGACCUGAAAGGCAAUAGUUUGAAGGAUUCAGGAGUGAAGUUUCUAUCUGAUGGACUGAAGAGUCCAAACUGCAAACUAGAGAAACUAAUCUUGUCAGGCUGCCUGAUCACAGAAGAUGGCUGUGCUUCUCUGGUAUCAGCACUCAAAUCAAACCCCCAUCAUCUUCGAGAGUUGGAUCUGAGCUACAAUCAUCCAGGUGACUCAGGAGUGAAAAUGCUUUGGGCUGGACAGAGAGAUCCACAUUGGAGACUUGAAACACUGAGGGUGGAGCCUGCUGGUAACCGAUAUUUAAAACCAGGACCAUUUAGAUAUUCAUGUCAGCUGACAUUUGACCGAGAUAUAAUCAACCAAAACCUCCAGCUGUCAAACAACGACAGGAAGGUGACAAAUAUUCAGAAAGCUCAGUCAGAUACUGAUGAUCUAGACAGAAGAAAUAUUCCUCAGCUGCUGUGUGGAAAUGGUAUCAAAGAUUGUUGUUAUUGGGAGGUUGAGUGGAGAGGAAAAAUAGAGAUAUCAGUAAGUUAUAGAGGACUCCGAAGGAGAGGACUCACUAAUGACUCUGUGAGUGGAAAGAAUGAAGACUCCUGGUGUUUGAGUUGCUCUGAUGACGGUUACAGCGCCGUUCAUUAUAAGAACAGGAAACUCAUGUCAUCAACCUCUUUUCCCACUGUUUCUAACAGAGUAGCAGUCUAUGUAGACUACACUGCUGGUAGUCUGUCCUUUUACAAAGUUUCCUCUGACUCUCUAAUCCACAUCCACACCUUCAACACCACAUUCACUGAUACCUUGUAUCCUGGAUUUACAGUCCUACCGGGUUCCUCAGUGUUCCUGUGUUGAGUCUUAAUUUCUUGCCUUCUGCACCGUACUCGAUGGUUGACGUACAAAUUGUUCAUUUGUUUUCGAGUUACUGCGGUUGUGACAUAUUUAGGUUUGAGGUCUAAUGAGUGAUACACCUUCCUCAGCCAAUUCUUUGCAAGUUAAGGCUACAUGUAGACUGAUAACAAAUUAAGAACAUUUAUGAUUAAAAUGCUGUCAGAAUGGUUUAUAAAUGAAAAUACCAUCUGGUUAUUGAUUUUUGCAAUAGGGAUCAGAAUUAUAUGUCUGUAAACUACAUUUUAUAUAAACAGCUCUCUUCACGUCUUUUGUACUGCUAAAAAUGAUCUGUGUUCUUACUUGUGUUUUAUUGUAAGAUGUUGACCUCUGAUGCUUGUACUUUCUCUGUUCUUAUGAAUAUUGCAUCGUAAAUAUAUGUGCAGUGCUACAAAAAUUAACUUCAGGCCAGAUUUUUUCUCCAGCUUUUUUGGCGAACUCAAAUUAUUCAAAUCAUCAAACUAUAUUUUUAUAACAGACAUAAACAGAAAGUAAAUCACAAAACUGCUUUUAAAAGGUGAUUUCAUUUAUUACGGAAAAAAAGCUUGGGAAAAAUGGGUGUGAAUAAAACUUAUUUAAUCAUU